CAGGCCAAAGUCUGCGACAACCACAAAGACGCACGCACGCACACAAACAAACCUGGCUCCAAUUUCAAGUGUGGAAAGCGAAUCAUCUUCUAUUUUCACGCUCCGCUUGCCCCUCCAAGUUUCCAACAACCGUUCUAGGGUUUGCGGUUGGUUUCUCCGAUGUCGCCUGCCUUUACAACAGUAUCGCAUUCAGCGAGAGCAGGCUUGUUCAACACCGUCAGUAACAGGGUCAUCAAGCCUGUGAAAAUUCAUCAUCACCGAAACAAAUGCGAAUUAAAUAGGAGGGGUUUCGCGCUCAAAGGAAUUGUCACUGCUGGAGCUUCACUCACGACCUCACCCGUAGUGGCUGAACCUUCUCAAGGUUUGGAGAGAUUACCAUUCAAGCCAGAAGGCUAUAAUUUCUGGACAUGGAGGGGUCAUAAAGUACACUAUGUAGAACAAGGCGAAGGAUUUCCAAUUGUUCUAAUUCAUGGCUUUGGUGCUUCUGCAUUUCAUUGGAGGUACAACAUACCAGAGUUGGCUAAAAAAUACAAGGUUUAUGCUGUAGACUUACUAGGCUUUGGCUGGAGUGAAAAGGCAAUUAUUGAGUAUGAUGCCUUGGUGUGGCGAGACCAGGUCGCUGAUUUCCUAAAGGAGAUAGUGAAAGAACCAGCAAUUUUAGUUGGAAACAGCCUUGGAGGAUUUACGGCUUUGGUGACAGCAGCUGGGUUGCCUGAACAAGUGGCUGGUGUUGUAUUAUUGAACUCUGCAGGACAAUUUGGAAAUGCAAAUGCUGAAAGGAAUGAGUCAGAAGAAACAGGCUUACAGAAGUUUAUUCUAAAGCCACUGAAGACUCUUUUCCAGCGUAUAGUUCUUGGAGCUUUAUUCUGGCAAGCCAAGCAGCCAUCUCGUAUUAAAUCUGUUCUGAAGAGUGUAUAUAUAAAUGCCUCUAAUGUGGAUGACUAUCUUGUGGAAUCAAUUACCAGGCCAGCAGAUGAUCCCAAUGCUGGAGAAGUUUAUUACAGAUUAAUGUCAAGAUUCAUGUUGAAUCAGAGCCAGUACACACUUGACAGUGUCUUGAGCGAACUCACUUGCCCUCUUUUGUUGCUUUGGGGUGAUUUAGACCCUUGGGUGGGUCCUGCCAAGGCCAUUCGGAUCAAAGAGUUUUACCCAAACACAUCCAUUGUUAACCUACAGGCAGGCCAUUGCCCGCAUGAUGAAGUUCCAGACCUUGUCAAUAAGGCUUUACUAGAUUGGUUGUCAACUGUGACCUCUGCCUCCUCUCUACAGACUGUGUGAACAAGUACCAAUUUCAUAUAUAUCUUAAUUGGUGAGAUCUAAAUAGGUUUUUUUCUUGUAAUCAAUUGUCUAUUAUUUUAUUAUAGAACGUCAUAUCCUUUUGAAUGAUGUGUUAUGGAGGAAGAUGCAUGCCACACAAACAACCUUGUAUAUUCAUGAAAAUAUAAAAUUGAUGGUGCUUUUGGUGUCUU
Diospyros lotus (date-plum) is the source of this 1469-nucleotide messenger RNA. Its product is annotated as pheophytinase, chloroplastic. The transcript has 7 exons. The record is from RefSeq and is a predicted model, not a curated record. NCBI's taxonomy places the organism in Eukaryota, Viridiplantae, Streptophyta, Magnoliopsida, Ericales, Ebenaceae. Gene Ontology annotation, cellular component: chloroplast. The coding region runs from base 160 to 1278 and encodes 372 amino acids.